GGACAUCCUCCCUGGGCCAGCAGAGGAAGUCAGGUUAACAAAUUUGAUAUGUAUGUACUUUAUUGAUCCCCUUGGGGUAAAUUUUCCAUACUCCUCACCCAGCUUGAACAUAAGAAAUUGACAAACAAGAGGAGGUCAUUCAGCCCAUUAAGCUCAUUUGGGGGGAACUCAGUUAAUAGCUCAAAGUUGUUAAAAUCUUAUCUAGCUUUGAUUUAAUGGAACCAAAGGUUUUAACUUGCACUACAUUAACAGGAAGACUAUUCCAUACUCUAGAUACACAUAGUUAUUUAGUUGAACAGCAUCCAUUCCUUUUAGAAUCUUAUAUACCUGGAUCAUGCCCCCCCCCAGGUCUCCUUUGCUCUACACAGAACAGAUUCAGCUCAGCUGUCCUCUCCUCAUAAGACAUUCCUCUCAGAUCAGGAAUCAUUAUUGUAGCCCAAUGUUGAAGGUGAGAGCAAGCUGGCCACAAAGGGCUGUCCUCUGACUGUUCACAUGAAGGGUGCUUGUGUAGAUUCAAUACAAAGCAUGAUUUGAAGAGUUGGUUUUUAACUGACUAUUGAAAGUCAGGCUGGCCUUUAAUGUUUUAAGGAAUUCACUUAUUAAUUUCACUGAGAACUAAAUGAGAAUUAGGUUGAGGAGGUAAUAUUAUAGCUUUUUAUGCAUUCUUUAUGCACUUCAGGAGAAGUGCUGCUGUUUACAGGUGAUAAGGUUAUGUGAGUGAUGGGAGGUGCUGCCUCUUUGCUGCAGUGCUCUGCGAAUCGCCUUUAUUAUGACUGCAUGACCCAGUCCUUGCUGUGUUCAGUUUAUUGCCUAGCAACGAGUCCAUCAGCAGAAUGAGCUGAAAAAUCCCCCCAUAUGCAUUAACCACAAGGAUGAUUCUACCAUGUGAUGUGUCUAAAUGAAGUAAAUGACUGUCCCCAAUCUUUUCAUUCUCAGCAUGCAAUACCAGGCCAGUUGAUGAUGCCGAUUAAUACUGCUAGGGCAGUUUGUAACUGCAAACGAUAGCAUUCCUCAGAAAACAGCAGAAGGUCCACUUCUAGGAAAUCUCCUUACCCUUGUUUGAGUACGACACAGAGUAUUUACAAUUAGCAGUAGGUAACCUCUUGUUUGUUUAGAUUCAGAUGUAGAAAGUGACAGUUGUUUUUGGUAUAAGUAGGUCCAUAUGACUGCAUAUGUUAAUCAAAGUGUUAGUGACACAUGCAUUACUAAAGUAUGAGAACUGACCUCUGCCAUCAUGGACAAAUAUUGCCUUAAUGGCAUUCUGUAUGUCUCCUGCCACCAUUUUUUGAUGUUAUAUUCUUAAUCUGCAAUAUGCCCUCCAGAGCAUAUAGAGAAAAAUGCAAUUAGAAGCACUUAAAUGUUAUGUACAUGCUUGAAUGAAUUUAUUGGGACGUCAUUUAAUCAAAGAUAUUAAGCUGAUAGUAGGUACUAGCAUUAUAAUGAGAUGCAAUCUUGCACGUUUAAGAUAUAAAAUGCUCAGAGCACUUGUUUUUCUGAAAAGCAAUAUGUUGUAGUGUGGAGAGUCCCAAAAAUAACAGACAUACAUGCUAUCAAUAUUCAAAUCUAGACUAAAAACACACUUGUUAAGUCUAGCUUUACAGGGACUCUAUUUCUAACUCUAGCUAACUUCUUAGCCCCAGUUAAGCCUACAGUGUGAGGUGCAGUGCUGGGUGAGGAUCAGUGCCAUUGGCUUUCGAUGAACCGGACUGUCAGUGCUGUCACUCUAGCUUCACACUCCCUUAUAGAAUUGGAGUGCUGACGUUUCAGGGACUCCCCAUGCCUGCGUUCCCACUUGCCUCUCCCUCAUACCAGACAACAAAGUAACAGUGUAUGUAUUCUGGAUUCAAAUCAUGCCUAAUGCCUCAUCAAGCAAGCUUAAAAGAUGAAACUUUUUCUCACCCCAUCACCCUCCCCAACACACACACACACACACACUUUUCUAAAAUCUCUCCUGCACACCUGCCUGUGAGAUAAGACCGGAUGGGCUAGCCUACGCUCCCCAUACGCAUCAGUGAACCAUGGGCACCCAGGACCCCAUCUACAAUUCACAGAUUGGCCUUCCUUUUACCUCUUUUGAUAGGUAUUGACCACUGCAUACCAGGAACCCCCCAGAAGACCUGCCAUUGGGGAGAUACUCUGUUCUAGUUAUGAAGCCAUCACAAUUUGGCCCUUAUAGAAGUUGCUCGGAUCCUUACACUUGCCCGUUUUUUCUCCAACACAUCAACUUCAAGAGCUGACUGUUCACUUGCCUAAAAUAUAAUGGCACCCUUCACAGUUGCCAUUCAAAGAUCAAUGUUAUUAAUGCCACCUGUUGGUGGUUUUAAUGUUAUGGCUGAUCAGUGUAGUGUUACAUAGUUCUGUGUGCCCUCCAAAGCUACAUCGUCAUGUUUCACUCAAUACUAUUUUUUAAAUAAUUAUCAUAAACUUUUACACAAGUUUUUUUUUUUUCGUCAAAUACUGGCAAACUGUAAUGUCUUCUGUGUUCUAUGCAGUUCUGUAUAAUAUUACUUAAGAUUUUUUCAGUACAUUUCCCUAUCGAACCUAAAGUGUUUUAUCGUCGUAUUGUAUUAUAUAUAUAUAAACUAAAUUCUAAACUCCUCCUGCUCCCUGCUACCUCCCCGCCUUAAAGGCAAUCGCCCUUCCCAGAGUAUCCCCUUGCAAAACAGUGUGUUGGGAGUCCAUUUAGAAGCGCUAGAUUUUUGUGGUGGACGCACACCAGAUUGCAAGCGUGUGGUGGACGAUCAGUGGUGCUGGCUUCUAAGGUUUUGUUUUAUAUGAGCAAAAUAAAUGAUGCAGCUGCCGUGGAAGACUGGUGUGAGAGUUGUGGUGGCUAACAUUUUGUAUUUCCAGUUUUCUUAAAUUUCAAAGAAAGUAUUCUGGAGAUGUCUGAGUUCAACCACCUCAAUAAGAGUCGAUCAAGCGGCCGUGGUCCUGAAUAUGUAUGGGAAUAUGAAUAUUAUGAUGACGAAGAGCCGGUGUCUUUUGAAGGGCUUAAAGCGCACAGAUAUUCUGUUGUGAUAGGCUUCUGGGUUGGCCUGGCAGUGUUUGUCAUCUUUAUGUUCUUCGUUUUAACCCUACUGACGAAGACAGGAGCACCACAUCAAGAGAACCUGGAGGCUUGUGACAAACAUCCUGGUCUUACCAGCUGCGUGGUGGACAUAAGCCAUGACCAGGGCUCCGGCAGCAAGGUGUGCUCUCGCUCCCUGAUGGAGGAGUCCCACUCCAUCUUCCGCUGCUACAUCAAUGAGGAGGAGCAGUGUGAGCCUGUGGCUGGUCACCAGGGAUACCAAGGCGGACUUAGUGGCAGGACCUCCUCAGAUGUUCAGGGGGAGCCCGUGGGCAUCAGGAAGGACAGAGAAAUUAACUUUCUGCAACACUUCAACAUCCCAAACUUCGUUAACUCUGAACACAGCUCUGUGUUGGGUGAUGAUGACCUGCUGCUUUGUGAGCCGCCGAUUAUUAUGGACAGUGAGACCAGGUGCAACAGUAAACUUGACAUCAUCAGCUGAAAUCUGUGGCCUGACAUAUCGAUGUUGCUAGAUGAGCUUCAUUUGUAUUCUGAAAAUCACACUGGUCCAGCAUACAGUAAAAAUCAGUACGUAAAAAGCAUUGUACAUGAGUAAUGGUACAUACAACAAUGGUAUAUACAGUGACUAGCAUGUAAUUUCAGCUACCCGUUUUGUCAUUUGAUUUGAUAUUGCAAUUUUGACCUCAUAAAAUAUGUAGUAAUUAGUAUUUUUCUAAACUACUUUCUUAAAAAUAACAUAAAAUUAGUCCAUUUUGCAGCAUUGUUAUUAAACUGCAGCAAAAUAAAUUUAAUGCACCAAACUA
Molecule: messenger RNA, 3831 nt
Organism: Brienomyrus brachyistius
Lineage: Eukaryota; Metazoa; Chordata; Actinopteri; Osteoglossiformes; Mormyridae
Gene: mrap2a
Product: melanocortin 2 receptor accessory protein 2a
Exons: 4
Coding region: 2883-3509 (208 amino acids)
Biological process (GO): regulation of adenylate cyclase-activating G protein-coupled receptor signaling pathway; protein localization to plasma membrane
Cellular component (GO): plasma membrane; endoplasmic reticulum
Molecular function (GO): type 4 melanocortin receptor binding; signaling receptor regulator activity; type 3 melanocortin receptor binding
Source: RefSeq, a predicted model, not a curated record